Molecule: messenger RNA, 1101 nt
Organism: Caenorhabditis angaria
Lineage: Eukaryota; Metazoa; Nematoda; Chromadorea; Rhabditida; Rhabditidae
Source: the annotation of a GenBank genome assembly
AUGAUACAUUAUAUAAAUGAGCGUGGAAUUGUAAACAAACUCGACCUAGAAUCACACAAAAUCUUGAGGUAUUUGUGUUUUUUUUUAAUUAAAAAAAAUAUGAAUUCUAGGGUUGUGACAACUUCCACAUUACUCUGCCCAGUUUUGGAUUGCUAUUCAAUGUCCGAACAUUUGUAUACUGUAUCAUCAAAAUGUAUCUCAAUAUUCUCGGUGGAAAAAUGGUUAGAUUAUGAGAGUUAUGAAAUCGAUGGGAACAAAACAGCUUCCCUGAAUCGUGGAAGAAUUAUAAGAUUUGCAGAGACUUAUUUGAUAUUCUUCAGCAGAAAACUUCAAAUUUGUUAUAUUUGGGAAAUUGAUAAACCCAAAAAUCCAUCGCAUAUGCUUGAAUUCAGCACUUCCGAGUAUACCGUUGAUAUUUCUUGUGAUGAUGAGAAUGUUUAUUCAUUGACAAGUGGAGGAGUUGUAUCGAUAUGGAAAUUGAGGCCGAACGGGUGAGUUAAAAAGAUUCUUAAAUUAGGAACAUACCUGGGAAAUUUUUCGGGGGCACCGUGAAAUUCGUAACAUUUUGUUACUCAAUCUUUUCACUGAAAAACAGCAAGAACUUAUUGGGAUUUGGUAACUUAUCGUAACUCCGAAAAAAUUUUAACAAUAUUAUUCUCUAUAUCCAUCAAAAAUUAAUUAAUUAGGAUUUAAUCAAAAUUUUCUUUAAAAAAAUUUCGUGUUUUUUUCGAAGUUUCAAUUUGAUUCUGUCAAAAUUCACUAUAUUUAGUGAUUUUUUUUACGAAUUAUUUUACGAUUUUUUGAGCCGUAAAACUGUAAAACGUGAAAAUUCCCAGGUCUGAUUAGGAAGAUCUUUAGGGCCUUAAGGUACUUAAAGUCUCCUAUACACUAUAUUUUCAGACGAAAAUUCCGAGAUAAAUUGUUCCCAACACUGUUAUCAAAUUGCACCCAAAUUUUGAUGGCUUACCCGCAGGUUUGUCUGUUUUUUCCCAAACUGCGAAAAAACUCCCCAAAAAUUUCCAGAAGUUUGUCAUUCAAACGCACACCUCAAUUCAUUUUCUGGUUUUUGGAGCAGCCACGGAAAAAUCAUCGGUCAAUUAA